Leptidea sinapis is the source of this 1307-nucleotide messenger RNA. RefSeq names its product inositol-pentakisphosphate 2-kinase (gene Ipk1). Gene Ontology annotation, molecular function: ATP binding; inositol-1,3,4,5,6-pentakisphosphate 2-kinase activity. The transcript has a single exon. The record is from RefSeq and is a predicted model, not a curated record. Bases 34 to 1233 code for a protein of 399 amino acids. Lineage: Eukaryota; Metazoa; Arthropoda; Insecta; Lepidoptera; Pieridae. Gene Ontology annotation, biological process: inositol phosphate biosynthetic process. Gene Ontology annotation, cellular component: nucleus.
CCUGUUGUUAGUUGAAUUACCUUAUUUUUUAUUAUGGAUAUAACUAAUAAGCAAUGGAAAUAUAUUAAUGAAGGGAACGCUCAUGUAGUAAUUCGAGUAUUUGGAACUAAUUUUGUAGUGAGGCUUACGAAAGGGAAGCAAAAUGAAAAUUUUGAUCAGUUCAAGAAGUCUGUCGACUUUGUUAAUAUUGUCAUGUUACCUUUGCUCUUUGGUGAACAUGCUUAUAAAGAAGAAAUCAUUGAAUUAUCAACAAGUGAUAUAAGUGUUUUGACUGAGAAUUUAAUGAAAAGUAGACCUGUAUCCAGGCAGCAAAUUGUCUCCUUUAAUAAGUAUGCAAUAUUAGCUCCAAAUCUAACAAUGUUAAGUGAUGGACUAGAGAAUUAUUGUAUUGAGAUAAAACCCAAGGAGGGAUUCUUAGCCAAUAGCUUAGAAAAAUAUUCAAAAUGCUACUACUGCUUAAAACAAUUUUUGAAAAUAACACAAAAUGAGAUUAAUAGAAAAAGCCAAUACUGUCCAUUAAAUCUUUAUUCAGGGGAUAGGGAAAGAAUGAAAAUAGCUUUAUUAAGCUUAAUUUUGUGUCCACAAAAUAACUUUAAAGUAUUUAAAAAUGGUGAGAUUGUGUAUUCAGAUAGUUCAAAUAUUGAUGAUUUACAAACAAUAAUAAGUAAGACACAACUUAAAUCUAUAAAUAGAUUAAUAGAUUUUAUUGCAACUGUAUUGUUAAGUGAUGGCAUAAGUAACAUUAAAAUGGAAGAAUCUGAACCAAUAAACAGUGUCAGUAACAGAUAUGAAUGUAAAGAACAAAAUAAUCUACCACCAAAUUCAUUUCUUUAUAAACUAUUAUAUUUACAAAAAUUAUCUGAAAACCCUGUUUUGGAUCACUUAAAAGUGAGCAGUAAACAUGAAUAUGAUUAUGUAACUUUAAUCCUUGAUAAAAUUAAAUCACAUAAUUGGAACCUUCAACUACAAGAACAUAGGACACCUUUUUUAGCAACUUGUUCUUCUGAAUGCUUGGCAAUGAUAUCAACCAUAGCCAGGGAUUGCUCUAUAAUGAUAGCAUUCACAGAGCAAUACUCAGGAACUCCGACAAUAUCAUUUGAUGAUUCCACAAUGUCUUACAGGAUUGCUGUGACAGAUUUGGAACCUAAACCAAUUAAGACACUUUUGAAACGAGUUCAUACAGAAAACAAACUCAUAAAAGUGAUAUCAGAUUUUAAAUUAACAAAACAAUAAUUAUAUCACAGAUGUUCACUAAUAUUAAAAAUAUUACAUAGUAUGUAAUUUGACAAAGACUAAAGAGUAAAAAA